Molecule: messenger RNA, 1126 nt
Organism: Sardina pilchardus (European sardine)
Lineage: Eukaryota; Metazoa; Chordata; Actinopteri; Clupeiformes; Clupeidae
Exons: 2
Coding region: 57-866 (269 amino acids)
Source: RefSeq, a predicted model, not a curated record
CAAAACUUCUCGUUAAAAACACACAGGAGAAAAAUCAGAAACCACCCAGUGGAAGGAUGUUGGCCCCCAAGGAUGAGGCAGACGCUCUUGCGACAGUGGAUGUGGAUACGUAUAUCAACCAGGCCAACCAUUGGUCUACUACCAAACCACAGAAGAGAGGCAGGUGCUUUAGUGCCAAAUCACAGGAGGGUGGCACAUGUUAUGCCAACGCAACAGCAGCCGUCCUGCACCUGGCCAUGACACGCAUUACGGGACGUGUUGGUGGAUAUCCAGAUUUUUUUGAGAUCCGUGAGAAACUGGUCGCUAAGUAUGGCAAGGAUGGUGCCAGCACACUGAGUGUGGUAAAAGAGGUGUGUCCUCAGUACCGUCUCCAGUGCGAGCAGGUAGAUGAGGAAGGUGCAAAGGCAGCUGUUGCUGCCAUGCGACCAGUAAUUGCUACUUUCCAUCUUACAGAUCAAGAGUGGGAUUUGUUCUCAGAAUUCUAUAAGGACAACCCAGAAGGCAUACUGACCAGGUCAGUGAUUGAUAUCAGAGAGCGUCCACCUGGUGCUGAGCUUAGUGGCCAUGCUGUCGUCAUGUCCAGGUGCAGCAGUGAGCGCCUACGGCUGAUGAACUCCUGGGGCAGAGGCUGGGGUGACCAGGGCUUCUUUAGGAUUCAGAAUGCUGACGUCCUCGGUCUUAAGUUUGUUGAUGUGUUCUGGACUUUGGAUGACCUGAGACAAGAGGAGAAAGAUGCAUAUACCAAGUAUGGUUCAGCGGCGUGCCCCAAAAUUUGUGUGACUGAAUGCAUCGCGCUUCGCGCUCCACGCGUCACGCGUCACGCUCCCUUUGAGACGAAGUUCUGCACGUUCUCUCCACAAAAAUAAAUGAUGCUAGUCAACUGUCCUGUAUCUCCUAUUUGUGCAGCUUAUGCAUCUCCUACUCAUGUGUAUUUAAAUGGAAUAAUUCAUUUGGAAUGUAAUAUACUAAAGAAUUCUGAUUUUUUCUAAUUGUAUUUGAUGUCAGGAUAUGAUUUGGUGUAACUUUACUUAGUGUGAUUACACUGUAGGCCCUAGGUGACAUGUUGUUUAAUAAGGUGCAUGUCACUUUAACACAUUUUAGUUUUUUGUUAAGAAUGUGAUUGAAU